Molecule: messenger RNA, 687 nt
Organism: Entrophospora candida
Lineage: Eukaryota; Fungi; Glomeromycota; Glomeromycetes; Entrophosporales; Entrophosporaceae
Source: the annotation of a GenBank genome assembly
AUGGUCAAUGAACAGCCUGUUAUCAGUACCACUUUUAAACCAAAGGAUAAUCCACAGGCUCCAGCUGUCCAUUUGGGUUUUGGUGUAGACUUCAAAAUGUCUUUCAUGUUAUAUUACAAUACCAAUGGAACAAAAAUAGACAAAUGUGAUCAAUACAUUACCCAAACUAAAAAGACUGAUGAUGUCAAUUUUCCUUUCAUUGGCUCAUUCUCACCAAAUGGUAACUUAAAUUUGUCCAAAUGUGAUGAUGAUGAAAAAGGGCUACCAAGAUUUAUUUUUAUUUACAUGAGUAUCAUAGAUCUGACUACUAUUGUCCUGAACAAGACCUCCCAGAAAACUACAGUUAGAAUGACUGCAUAUGAUUCAAAAAAUGAACAGGACAAUGCUCAAAGUAGAGAAUCUUCUGAUACAUUCAUUGGGGUCAAUUCAAUGAAACCCUGGGGUAUUAUACGUAAUGGAUGUUGUGGCAUCAGAAGAUUCAAAGAGCACACUGAAAUAAAACUCUCGAAAUUUGUGAAUUUGCCUAGCACAAAUGCUGAUUCAGUAAGAAUCUCACAAGCAGUCAGAGAUUUGGAAGGAUUUAGGCAUUUUCUUGAGAGUAAUGUAAUUGACACUUCCAUGUUAGAAGCCCUUAGAAGUCAGCAACAACAAAUUCGAGAGCAACAACUGCAACAGGUAGAGAUUUAA